Messenger RNA from Aspergillus caelatus, 1470 nucleotides. Its product is annotated as flavin-containing monooxygenase. The record is from RefSeq and is a predicted model, not a curated record. Lineage: Eukaryota; Fungi; Ascomycota; Eurotiomycetes; Eurotiales; Aspergillaceae. The coding region runs from base 1 to 1470 and encodes 489 amino acids. The transcript has 2 exons.
AUGUCUGAAGAAAACAACCGUCUCGACUACGAUGUAAUCAUUAUUGGUGCUGGUGUCUCUGGGAUCAAUUUUGCGUAUAGGCUGCAGGAGAGCCAUCCGGACUUGAGCUACUGUGUUCUUGAGGAACGACAUGAAAUCGGUGGAACGUGGAGUUUGUUUCAGUAUCCAGGAAUACGGUCCGACUCCGAUAUGUUUACGUUUGGCUUUGCAUGGCGUCCCUGGACUCAAAAGAACUCGAUCGCGCACGGCUCGUUGAUCCGUAGGUAUCUCCAGGAGUCAGCGGAGCAGGAAGGAAUCGACCAGAAAAUCAAGUUCCGCCAUCGGGUGGAUAGGAUGGAUUGGUCCACUCGUAAUAAGGCCUGGACGGUUCAUGUCUCCAAAGACGGGGCGGCCACCGUGUCUCUACGCACCCGGUUCAUAAUGAUGGGCACUGGGUACUAUGACUAUCAUGAACCGCUGGCGACCGAUAUUCCUGGGACCAAUCGAUUCCAAGGAACAGUCAUCCACCCGCAGUUUUGGCCAUCCGACAUCGAUUAUACCAACAAGGAUAUCGUCAUUAUCGGCUCCGGUGCGACGGCUAUCACCCUGUUGCCGUCACUAGCGAAGGAAGCAUCUAGUGUGACUAUGUUACAGCGUUCCCCUAGCUAUGUGCUGUCGUUUCCAAGUGAAGACGCUAACGAGAGACUGAUUCGAUGGAUCUGCUCCGAGCGGUUAGCAUCCAGCCUUAUUCGACUCAAAUGGAUCAUCGUGCCGCUCAUAUUGGUGACUUUUUGCCGUUGGUUCCCUAAACUCGCCAAGUGGUUAUGUCUCGAAGUUACCCGCAGGGAGCUCCCCAAGGAGGUGCCAUUGGAUCCCCAUUUCACGCCCAGGUACAAUCCAUGGGAACAACGGAUGUGCUCAUGUCCCGACGGUGACUUUUUUGAAUGUCUCCGGAACGGAAGUGGCAGCGUGGUAACCGGGGUGAUUGAAACAGUGACAGAGAGGGGCAUCCAGCUGCAAUCCGGCGCCGAAUUGAAUGCUGAUAUCAUUAUCACUGCUACCGGAUUGAAAAUGAACAUCGCAGGAGGAAUUCCCAUCACGGUUGACGGAGUCCGGUUUUCGAUUCCGGACCAUUUUAUGUGGAAAUGUACGAUGGUUGAUGGGCUACCGAAUAUGGUGUUUGCUCUGGGAUAUGUCGAUGCUAGCUGGACAUUGGGUGCUGAUGCAACUGCACAGCUGACCUGUCGGAUAUUGAAACAAAUGAGGGAGGAAGGGUUGAGCAUUGUGUCUCCGCGGUGUAGUGAUGAAGAGCAAAGUGAGAUGAAGGAGCUGCCGUUCCUUAAUUUGAACGCUACGUAUGUUAGGAUGGGUGGUUCGGCUUUUCCGAAAGUUGGUGAUCGGCCUCAGUGGGAACCUCGGUCGUACUAUUGGAAGGACCUUAUACGGGCUUGGUGGGGGGAUAUACAGACAGGCUUGGAAUGGUCGAAAUAA